Molecule: messenger RNA, 1533 nt
Organism: Cyprinodon tularosa
Lineage: Eukaryota; Metazoa; Chordata; Actinopteri; Cyprinodontiformes; Cyprinodontidae
Product: apoptosis facilitator Bcl-2-like protein 14
Exons: 7
Coding region: 115-1059 (314 amino acids)
Biological process (GO): regulation of apoptotic process
Source: RefSeq, a predicted model, not a curated record
UAUAUAUCAAGCGUAGUCGCGCAACAGUUGGUACGAACUUGGAAGUCAAACAGAGGACUGUGUUAGAUCCACAAGAAGGUUUCCUUCACCUGUCAGACUAGAAAAAAAAUAAGGAUGGAGGAUGGACAGGUUGAAAACCAUGUCCCCAAACCAGCCAAUGGGAUGGAAGUUAACACACACAUGGACUCUAAGCUGAACUCUGAUGUAGAGAACAUAGAGGACACAGUGGAGUUCAAGCUGAUGAGGGCCUACGCUCAGAGGAGAAGGCCCAAGAAGGUUGACCCACACAAGGAAAACGGCAAGGCUUUAACAGACUAUAGCAAUGAUGCAGACCCCACACCAGGUCAGACGACAGAAAAGACUGGGAAAGAGGAGGGGAAGAAAAAGAGGAAGAAAAAAACAAUAUGGAGGCAUCUAAAACCUAUCCUGAAGUGUGUUAGGCCUCAGACUGAUGAGAUGGAAACGACACCAACACCAGCAACACCAACAUCAGACGAGACACAAGACGAUCCCACUCUACGAUGUUUUCCUAUGGCUUUCACUCUGGAUGGUGAUCACGAUUCGUCCAAAGAUGAGGAUGAGCUAGGGGAGGUGGCGUCCCGUGUGAUCGGGCUCGCCGACGAACUUGAGUUAACCGAACCCCCCUCAGAACUGGAGGCGGACUGUCCAGAGGAUGCGCUCUCUAAAGAUGAUUUGGAAAAGACUAUCGGUCUCCUGCUGAGGUGCAAGGGAGACGACUUAAACAAAAAGUUUGAUGAAUUACACAUAGCUGCAGACCUUUUCUUGAACUACAACUUCUUCUCUAAGCUUCUCAACGCAUUCUUUGUAAGAAUCGGAUUCAGGAACUCGCAGUCGGACGCCCUGGGACCCCAAGCAGGAAACAAAACCCAGGUCGCCGCCACCUUGGAGAUAACAAGUCGUCUUUCCUCUGUGGAGGGGCUGCCCAGGAGCCGGCUAUUUGAACACGGAGCCCGGUAUCUGCAGGAAUAUUAUUCCUCAUGGGCUCAGCAGCAGGGCGGAUACGAGGCGAUUUUUCAGGAUGACGAGGAAGUUGACUGAUACGGACGCAGAAAUCGAGCAUCACUAAAAGUUUUCAAAGAAACAAAUUGGACUCAGGACCUUCAUUCUUUGAAAUUCUCAAAUCAGUUUUCAAGAAUGUCUUGAAAGCUCAUGGUUUAUAAACCUACUGUGAUCCAAAGAUCUGUUGCAGCCAGCAGUCGGUUUGUCUCUGCAGGGAUCAACAAAAAAGAAGAAAUCAUUUUUAUGGAAAAUUAUUCGUAAAGCUUUUGUUUACUUUGUAAAGUUCUAAUUAUGUUUUCUUUUCUUUGUACUUCUAAAGGCAUUAAAUGUCUUAUCUCACUAGCACUUUUAGAAAAAAGAGUGGGGGAGAGGGAAAACUUGAGCUUUUUCAAUGAUGGUAUCAUUUUAAUUUAUUUUGUUAAAAUAUCAAUUUUCUAAUUUUGUUAAAUUUUUAUUAUAAUUUUUUUUAUAUAUCAUUUUUAGAUGCGCUUGUUAUAUUUCAAUGGUUUUUUU